GCCGCGAGAAGUGGGGCUCAGGUGUAAGAGGAGUGCAUCCCGUCGGCGCGCGGGGCUAGAGCUGUUGGGGAAGCGGGACCGCGAGGCCGGCGCGCGGCGCUCUGCGCGGUCAGAGGGAGCGCCUGGCAGCAGCAGGAGCAGCAGCAGCAGCCCGCGGCGCGGCCGCCGCCAGCCGCCGCCACCGCCGCGGCUGCAGCCUCCGAAGGGAGGCCGGGUGAGCCGGCGUACGCACUUUCCCGCGGACUUUCGGAGUGUUUGUGGAUAUACUUGCCAAGCCGCCACGAUGAUGUCCAUGAACAGCAAGCAGCCUCACUUUGCCAUGCAUCCCACCCUCCCUGAGCACAAGUACCCGUCGCUGCACUCCAGCUCCGAGGCCAUCCGGCGGGCCUGCCUGCCCACCCCGCCGCUGCAGAGCAACCUCUUCGCCAGCCUGGACGAGACGCUGCUGGCGCGGGCCGAGGCGCUGGCGGCCGUGGACAUCGCCGUGUCCCAGGGCAAGAGCCAUCCUUUCAAGCCGGACGCCACGUACCACACGAUGAACAGCGUGCCGUGCACGUCCACUUCCACGGUGCCUCUGGCGCACCACCACCACCACCACCACCACCACCAGGCGCUCGAACCCGGCGAUCUGCUGGACCACAUCUCCUCGCCGUCGCUCGCGCUCAUGGCCGGCGCGGGCGGCGCGGGCGCGGCGGCCGGCGGCGGCGGCGCCCACGACGGCCCGGGGGGCGGUGGCGGCCCGGGCGGCGGCGGCGGCCCGGGCGGCGGCGGCCCCGGGGGCGGCGGCGGCGGUGGCGGCCCGGGGGGCGGCGGCGGCGGCCCGGGCGGCGGGCUCCUGGGCGGCUCCGCGCACCCUCAUCCGCAUAUGCACAGCCUGGGCCACCUGUCGCACCCCGCGGCGGCGGCCGCCAUGAACAUGCCGUCCGGGCUGCCGCACCCCGGGCUGGUGGCGGCGGCGGCGCACCACGGCGCAGCAGCGGCAGCGGCGGCGGCGGCGGCCGGGCAGGUGGCAGCGGCAUCGGCGGCGGCGGCCGUGGUGGGUGCAGCGGGCCUGGCGUCCAUCUGCGACUCGGACACGGACCCGCGCGAGCUCGAGGCGUUCGCGGAGCGCUUCAAGCAGCGGCGCAUCAAGCUGGGCGUGACGCAGGCCGACGUGGGCUCGGCGCUGGCCAACCUCAAGAUCCCGGGCGUGGGCUCACUCAGCCAGAGCACCAUCUGCAGGUUCGAGUCGCUCACGCUGUCGCACAACAACAUGAUCGCGCUCAAGCCCAUCCUGCAGGCGUGGCUCGAGGAGGCCGAGGGCGCCCAGCGCGAGAAAAUGAACAAGCCUGAGCUCUUCAACGGCGGCGAGAAGAAGCGCAAGCGGACUUCCAUCGCCGCGCCCGAAAAGCGCUCCCUCGAGGCCUACUUCGCCGUACAGCCCCGGCCCUCGUCCGAGAAGAUCGCCGCCAUCGCCGAGAAACUGGACCUCAAAAAGAACGUGGUGCGGGUGUGGUUUUGCAACCAGAGACAGAAGCAGAAGCGGAUGAAAUUCUCUGCCACUUACUGAGGGGGCUGGGAGGUGUCGGGCGGGAUAGAAUGGGGAGCUGAGGAGGCAUUUUUGGGGGGCUUUCCUCUGCUUGCCUCCCCUCGGAUUUGGAGUGUCCGUUAUCCUGCCUGCGUUUGGGGAGUCCCUUCUCGCUCUCUUUCCUCCACCCAUUCUCUGAUUUUCCUGCCUUUGCUGUCCCCUAGCCUUGAGGACUGGGGUGCUGGGUGUGGGGAUUGGAGUAUAGGGUAGGGGAGAAGGGGGGGAGCAUUCGGGGGAGUGGGGAGUGGGGGGAAGGAAAGCGGAGACUCGAGCAGGGGUUUUAAGGAGCAGGAUGGUUCUGGGGUUUGGGUGGGGGGAGACGCGGGAAGGGUAGGAAAAUGGACUGUUUCUGACCAGAGACACUUACCUAAAUAUCCUGGGGACCAAGGAACUAUGUACAAAAACAAACCUACCAACCACCAAAAACUAGACAAAUAAAGACAAACUAAAACAAAACAGAACAAAAGCAAAGGAAAAUGCUUUAGAAAUUUUAACUCCGGGGAGCCAUAAUCUGCAACUUCAUUUUCCCCCAUAGAAGAGAAAAAAGAGCACCACCAUUAUUACCACCUCCUCAACCCUACACACACGAACUGAGUCGAAAAACGAAAACCAAACGAGCGAGAAGUUGAAGUUCUGGGUAUCAAAGCUAGUUGUUCUGUCUGCGUGUUUAAUUUUUCCCUCUCUCACCUGCAUCCCAUCCAUAUCCUCUUUAUUUCCUCCGUUCCAAUGAGAGGCCUAUGGCUGCUCUCCAAUCCCGGGAAGUGAGUGGGAGCACAGCUGAAAAGAGAGGGUCAGGGGGAGGCUGGCUGCUUGCUUAGGUGGAAUCCAAGUUUUCCCGUGGCCCUGCCUAUACUCUGGUGGCCUGGUCCUGUUGGGAUGGGGGUCUUUGGAGAGAAGGGCAUAGUCUUUGAGCUAACUAAAAAGCAGAAUUCCGGAGCUUCGAGAUAUCUUAUUCUAGAAAAAUGAAACAAUUUUAACAACAGUUUUUUUUCCUCUUAUGUCGAAGAUCUAGUUUUAGACAAUUUCAAAAUAAGCUUUUCCCACUCAUAGAACUUUAACUUGCCCUUUCAGUUUUAUCUUUUUUUAGAGAGAGGUUUAAACUACUGAUUUUUCCUGUUGAUUGAAAUAGACUAAUGGGGUGAAAGUUAUUAGGAGAGAUACUCUCUCCUGUUUUCUCCACUGAACGAGACUCAUCUUGCUCUUCUAGGUCCCGUUUCUUCCUCUCUUGGAGGACAUGAAAUUAUAGAAAUGUUGAGAAGUUCCUGCUUUCUUUUGCGGUAGGACUUGGCUGUGAGAAAAUCACCUAAAUCCCAGAAAAGAGGAAGACAGAUUUAAAGUGCCCCCACCCUCAUUUGUUUCAAAGAGGUCUGCAUGUUGGGGGAAAACAGAACAACUGUGUUUCCUUUUACUUGUUCUUAUUAUUCAAGAGUCAUUUAUUACUGGGGAUAAAUGUUGGGUAGCAAGAACUUUAAUUUGCACUACCAGUCUCCCAAAUAGAAAAUCAUGUAUAGUAUUUCAUAGUAAUAAUCAGGUACCUUACAAGCUGCUGGUGGAUUUUAAAAAAUUAAGAUAGUUGAAGGUGGUUAGGUAAAAUGCCUGCUUUGUGUACAAGAUACUCUUUGGAUCUCUCGUAGAGAUGGUUUUUACCAUCCUUUAAUCAUAACUAAAACAUUGAAAACAGAACAAAUGAGAAAAGAAAAAAAACCUGCCGAUUAACAAGACUGAAAUCAUGCAUGAUCUGAAAGGUGUGGAAAGAAACACAAUUAGGUCUCACUCUGGUUAGGCAUUAUUUAUUUAAUUAUGUUGUAUAUCAUUGUUUGCAGGGCAAACAUUCUAUGCAUUUGAAACUGAGCACUAAACUGGGCUAGCUUUCUGGUAGACCGUUUUGUGGAUAGUGCGAUUUCACAGUCUACUGCCUGUUUCCACUGAAAACACAACAUUUUUGUCAUAUUCUUGUAUUCAAAGAAAAAGGAAAAAAGAUUAUUGUAAAUAUUUUAUUUAAUGCACACAUUCACACAGUGGUAACAGACUGCCAGUGUUCAUCCUGAAAUGUCUCACGGAUUGAUCCACCUGUCCAUGUAUGUCUGCUGAGCUUUCUCCUUGGUUAUGUCUUUUCUCUUUUACCUUUCUCCUCCCUUACUUCUAUCAGAACCAAUUCUGUGCGCCAAAAUACAACAGGGGGAUGUGUCCCAGUACACUUACAAAUAAAACAUAACUGAAAGAAGAGCAGUUUUAUGAUUUGGGUGCAUUUUUGUGUUUAUACUGGGCCAGGUCCUGGUAGAACCUUUCAACAAACAACCAAACAAAAAGAAAACACAAAGAAAUGGGGGGAGGGUAGGGUGUUGAAGGGGGACAAAAAGGGGAGAGAUUGAGAAUGAUGUAUUUUUUUGCUGAAUCAGAAUUCACUUUCAGAUAACUCGUGAAAAGUGGUGCUCUAAAUAAAAUGAAUUCUAUAUUAGUUGCCUGUGUUUAUAAAAGUUAUUAUUUUUUAACUGCAGAAACUCUUAAACCACAGCACUUGAUCCAGAGUGGUGAAAACCAAUAAAUAACCAGGCACCCAAAAAACAUUUAAAUUUAGGGUCAGGGACAGAGGAAUUUGGAGGUUUAGAUGUGAUAUUCUAGCCUAAAAACACCUAGUAACUGAAUGGCUUUUCUUUGGAGGGUAAUACAUUUUAAAACAUUUAGUGUGCCACCUACUGCUCCAGAGUGACUAGAGAGCCUCUAUUUCUUGGUGACUUGGGACUAGAUCAGAUGCCAAAUGUACAAAGUUUCUUAAGACCUGAGAUUAUAUCAUCUGAAGUCAUCUUAUUUUAGCCAAAUCUUUUUAAUUUCACCGGCAAAUCUGUGAAGCAAAACACUUGAUGUUCAAAAAGAAUAGUACAUUUUAAAAGCUGUGAUUUUAAACAGUUGUUAAUGUUAAAAAAAAAAAAAAGCACUAGAGGUAUUUUUAAACAUAGAACUCUUCCAUAAAAAGUUGAUUUGUUUUUGCUGUUAUUGACUUGAAACAUCAUCAGUUUUAAAUAAAAUGCAUUUGUAAAAAACCCGUUAUUUUAUAGAAAAGUAUGACUGGAUUUCAUUGUUGGAAAAACAGGACAGAACAAAUGAAAAGAUUUACAAAGGUUUUUUUUUUUUUUUUUUUUUUAAAGUCUGCCUCAAGCAGAAAUGUUGCAGGCAAACACAUGUGUAUUAUAUAAUAAUGAUCAAUAUAGGUAUUAAGAAUUUAAGGAUUUGCUUUAAAUAAAACCUUUACCACGUAAAAAUAAGAGUAUUAUGUUAAUAAAACAUCAUGAAAAUGAAUUUCCUAUUUUAUGUAGUAGGAAACUGUGCAAAACAAAAAAUGCUUUGCUUUCUGGUAAGUGAAUCUAUAUAUGGCUUGAAGAAGUAGUAAGACUAUUCUAAGACGCCUUUAACUGUCAAUCCAUGAAAAAAAACAAAAAGGGACCUCCUGAAGAGGCCAAACUAUCAUUGAAGUGGGUGUCAAUGAGUGAUAGUGUGGCCUUUCAAAGUUUUCUAGUUCUGAAGAGAAGUUCACUCUAAGCGGAUUCCUCCACCAGUUUUGGGGUGAAUAUGAUAAAAUGUGUGUCCCGGAUUCUUUUAAAGAAUAAUCUCAAAAUAAGUUUGAGAGAGUGGGAAAAUUGGGCUCCGUUUGCAUUUCAGCUUCUCAGGAAAUCCAGGCGGCGGCGGGGGUGGAAUAGGAAAAGCAAAAGACAAAUAAGCAUUAAAGCAUCUGCCACAUUUAUGCCAUCCAUUUGUCUUAAAUUUCAUCUUUUCCCCAGUUCUAGCUCCAGGUCGUGUUCCCUCUGUAGGUCUAAAAAAAUCAUGUCCUCAAGACCCAUCAACUAACUUCUGAAUAAUUUUUGUUUAAUGCGUGUUCUGAAAUUGCUCUCAACUUCGAUUACAGUUUCAUAAACUGUAGGCACCCACUGCCGUGAUUGUAUCGAUUUUUGUUUUCUUGUGAUACUGAGACUACUUCGGUCCGGUUCCUCCUACACGUGGCAGCGCACGUGAGAGAACAGGGCGCCCCAAGCCCGCAGGACUCACUCAGGGAGCCCUGCCCUCUGCCUCUGCCCCGCCGCCUCGGCCUCUCCUGAUCGCACCUGGCACCUGCGUGAAGUAUCCCUACUCAUCUUUCAAGUUGAUAGGCUUUCGCAGUUUUUCGUCCGUGAAGUUGGAACUGGGGCUUCUGAUCCUGGCUAAAACUAGCCUUUCCCACCCCAUUCGAACGGCCUUGGUGGCCAGCGGGAUGAUAAAGGUGAUGACAAUUAAUACUGGUACAGUUCUGCCAUCGGUGUUAUUGCCAUCUCAGUCUUAGCGCCACGAUGACAGCCACGCAGUCCUUUCGAGCUGUUUCAAAAAAGACCGCAAGCUUAAUUGAUUUUUUAAAAUAGCAGCCGAAUUCUAAUUCACACGAGGUCCUCUUUUCCACUUGUGAGAUAAGCCUUGUCGCAAACAUUACGUUAUUUAAUGUUUGAUCAAACCUUCCUGCCACCGCGGCUUCUGGCGCGGGGCUGGCUCACGGGGCAUCGGGUGAGCUGAGCGGUCAGAGCCAGCCCGGCGCGCGUGGGGAAGGCGCGCGGCCGCCCCGCUCCGGUUGGCUUACUCUUUGAAUAAUUUAUGGUCGGAGAGUUCUGGAAAUAAAAUGAAUUAUAACAAGGAGCUAAUUAAAAACUUUCGUAAUUGUUGUCAAGUCAGCUUUACCGGAGGACGGGCAGCCCCCCGAUUCCCUCCCCGAAAUCCGGUGGAUCUGCAGGGCGGGGCGCGGAUCCGGAGGCUGCAAACUUCAGCAGCCCAGCGCUGUUCCGACUCCGGGGAGUUAUUCUGGAGGCCUCCUCGUGGGGCAGCUCCCUCUCCAGCUGCACUCCGCAGCUCGCAGGUCUCCAGGGCAUAACUUUCAGACUUCGGGGCGGGUGGGUCGGCGCGUGCAGUUUCAAACCAUCGGCAGAGCUGAUUGGGUUGAAUUUGAAGCCAGGAGGGGACCCGCCCUACCCUCACUCACGCAGGGUUCUCGUUCACCCACCCACCCAACCCCGGCAUCCCAGCGCCUUCAAGGGCACCAGCCGCGGUUCUCCGGGUGGCGGCGAAGGGACCGCCGCUCAUCCUGCCUGCAUCCCUCCGCCGCCUGCCUGGAGAAGCAGCAGCCCACAGGCUUCCAGCUGCCCGAGGUCGCAGCUCCGCUCGGACUGCAGGACAGCUACCGGCCUGCGGGCCCUGGCGUGGAUUCGACUGUGCCGGGGAGAACCCGAGGUCAACGGCCUUAGGCCGGGGCAUCCGGCGCGCGUGCGCAGAGUGGCCAGCGGGUGCGCACCGCGGGGAGCCGGGAAGGAAGAGGCGCGCUCUGCGCCGCGCAGAGCCCGCACAUGCGUAUUGGCGCGCGCCUGGUCCCCUCGGAGAAGUGGGCCGAAGUUCCGCGGCUCAAAAUUAGGCGCUCCCAGAGGUCACCUCCAACUCUUACGUGCCCUUCAGGACGUUCUGAGAGAAAAGGGAUGGACCAAUAUCUCAAAGCGGUUAAAAAAACCCUCUCCCCAGUUGCAUAAGUCAACAGUCUCAAGCACCACAAAACUUUCACAACUGCCGUACACUUUUUAAAAAGAACUGGAAGGCAUACGAGGUUGGCUUUUGUUUUGUUGCUAAGAUGCGUAUUACCAAAACCCUGCUACAGAUUUGAAUUUAUCCGGCAGGGAUUUAUACCCGGGGCGAAAUGCAGCCUGGCCGCUAGGCUUUCGUCCUGGGGAAUUCAAGUGGAAUCCUGAAUCGCAAAGCUGAAGUUGAAAAUCUCGGUUCGGUGAGAAGCCGACAUAGCCCUAGUGUUGAGACCAGCAUCCUGCUCCGGCGAACCAAGGGCUGGAGAGAAGAAGCGCCCGUGUCCCAGUCCCCUCCCCAAGCCUCAUUGGCGAAAGAUAGCUGCUUUCCGAUUGAGGAAAAAAAAAAAAGCGUGGAAGGAAAGUUGUCAAAAGGAGUGGUGGAGGAAGAGACUCCUCGCAUUGAUCAGGCAGCUAUUGAGCUUUUCUAGAAGAAGAGCUGAUGAAAAGAGUCACAGCUGAAUAGUGGAGAGAAAAAGCCCGGUAUUUAUUGCUUUUGUUUGGCUUUUGGCUACAGAGACAGGAACCUUCUAAUGGGAUUGAGAAACUCUCGAGGGCAAGCUGUGUGUCACACUCAUCUAUCGCUGGCACAGAGCAGAGUGUCUGACACAUGAAUUAACAACAACAGAAUGAAGCUCUGGUAGAAUGAAGUGGAAUCCCUGCUGAACCCAGAAGCGAAAGAAGUUAGAGGGAACAGGACUGGAGCCUAUGAAAACAUCUCAGCAGUGAAAGAGGUGCUUACCAAUGGGCAGAAGGGUCACAUAGUAUGAUGAUGUGAUGUGGGAAAGGACACUCCAUCUGCCUGUGUGCCUGAGAAGAUGGAGACCUAGGCUGAAAUAUUCUGGCAUUCAAUAAGGAUUAAUUUGUCUAUAUUAGCUACUGGGUAUUUGAAUUUUAUAAAAUUAUAUUUUAUAGUUGUAUAAUGUUAUAGUUUUAUAAUUUUAUCACCAAAGUUUUUCAAGAUCUCUUUCACUUUGUAUUUUUGCUGGUUUCUUUCUCAAAACACAUGUCUAGUAAUGCCAUUCUCCACUUCAAAGAAUGGGACACAAUUACACAAAGCAUAGAACAAAGCCUAGGUUUCUUUCAUGGCAUUUAUCGUUCUUUGGAAUCUAUUAUAUCUCUUACUCCCUCCACAAACUCUGAUUUUAGCAAUGCUGAAAACACUCGGUGCAGAGACCAAGGUGGAUUCACUUUAUUUCUCCUGUGCUCAGUACAAGCUGUGGCACAGAGUAGGUGGCCAGCGCAUGCUUACUGAACGAAUGGAUGGAUGCAACUAUGGGGCAGUCUCUCAAGCGUGCCUUUCCCCGGUUCUCCUUUACGUUGGCUCGUGCUGCGCUCUCCACCUGGAAAGCCUUUUCCUGCCACUUUCUAUUUUAUUUGUAUCUAUUAUUGCCCUAUGUGUUCAUGUCCAGAGCAAAUGACAGCUCCCAGGGCAACUUUCCUAGAUGUUGGACUUCAUCCCUCUGUGUUCUGAAUCGCCUUAUGAAUAUGGCCUUCAUGGUACUUUUUAUUCUACCCUAGAUGACAGUGUCUGUGGGCAAUUUAUUUCUACCCUGAACAAGAAUAGAACAAGAAUCCUGGGUGAUAGAAGCAGUAUUUUACAGAACUUUUCAUCCUCUGUAAUACUUUGAGGAUUCAAGGGUCUAAGUAAAUCUUAAUUAGCUAGAAUCCUCCCUUUCUGCAUUCCCUCCUCUGUAUCCCCUAAACUUCUCCCUUCAGUUCAUCAUUUUCCUCAGUUCAUGCCUUCCUACCCUGUUUUAAAUGGUAUCCUCUUAAGUCCCACUUUUCUCUCCUGACUCCUCAUCAUAUCUUUCACCCCACUCAUGGAAGCCUGGGCUCAGGUCCUCCUUUUUCUUAUAGGGCCAGCUCCUGCCCCUGCACUUUUUUCUUCUUAUGAGUACUAUAAAGGCAGUAACAGUGACUGUUUUGAAGACACAAAGAGGAGUGUGAGAUAGUUACAAAGAUGGUGGCCCCUUGGCCUGGGGAAUUAGAAUAAAUGACAAAUAAAAAUAUGGAGGUAGAGUAUAUCUCUCUAAGGAAGACUGCUCUCUAUUUGGCUUUAGCCCACAUUGUUGAGGGGGACAUUUUCUUUGAGGAGGUCCUCACUUGCCUUCUCUCUUGUCAGCUCUGCCCCAGAACUCUCCAAGCAACUCCAGGUCACAAAAUAUGAAACAGUAGUAGAUGAGUCAGUCCAUGCCCAAGAAGAGGCUCUAGUGGGGAUUGAUAUGAGGAAAGGUUAUGGAGGCUAGAUCGGGGCCAAGGCAUAGUCCAGGUAGCAAGGGGAUGGUGAGUUAGGCAGGACACCAGGGAAAGGGUGGGAGGUCUAAGAUGCUUUCUUCUCAUCUAUGGUGAGGGCUGGGGAGAAGAAAUGUUAAAGAUGGUCCAAGUUCAUUUAUAUUCACAUCUUCCCAUUUGUCCAGUUCAAUUUCCCUUUAUCCACAUCAUACCAAUACUUCCAUUUUUUUCUUAAAUUCUUUUAUGUAUGCUCUUAUUCUUUUCUAUCCCUAAUAGUACAGUUCUCUUUGUCAUCAUUGUUUGGUCAUCCUGUAUGUUUUUUUAAUAACCUGCAUUUCUCAAUUUGUUUGCUUUUUUGUCCAAGUCCAUCUGAGUCAUGUCUUCAUCUGAGGUGGAUUUAUAUCCUCAUCCUCCACUGAUUCUGUUAUCAUUUUGAGGUGGGGGAGGCCUGUGGCUGGAGGGGAACCUGGGGACGUAUUCUACUUUCUAGCACUAUCUUAAGGAAGACUGCCACCAGGAGUGGGACUUCUCAGUGUUUGGUUCCCACACCUGGACAAAGCAGGUCACAAAGCAGGUCGGGGAUCUGAAGCUCUUUGUCAGAAACUAGCUACAGGUGUGAGGAGGCAGCCAUGGAGAUAGGAAAAGAGAAAUAAGCCUUAGAGAAGUUUUGAGAGAAAUGACACGCCUAUGGCCUUAAAGCUGAGCCACAAGGUGGAGAGAAAGCCUUCUUAUGAGCUUAAAACAUAACCAGGAGCCAAAAAGGUUUAAUCCUUUUUGAUGCCACGUGGAAGGACCAUGAUAUUGGGGUCUUACACCUUCCUUUCAAUAACCUCCCACAAGCUGAGCUAACAAAAGAAUGUUUCUUCAGCAGGCAGGUAUAUGGUAAGUCCAGCUAACUACUUAAAAAAUCUAAAUAUCUAAGACAAUCCCUUAACUUUUCAUUCUUUUCACUCAUUAAUAAGCUGUUUGGUUCCUUUUUCUUUUUAAUUUGUGCAAAUGUACAUAGCACAUGAGAAAUUUUGUUAUGUAUAUAUAAUAUAUAUUGAUCAAGUUAGGGUAAUCAGGGUGUCCGUCACGUAAGUACAAUACAUUUUGUUAAGUAUAGUCAUCCUACUUUGCUAUCAAACACUGAAUUUAUGCAUUCUAUCUUACUGUAUGUCUGCAUCUUUUAACACACUUCUCUCAUCUUGCCCAGUCUUUGUUAUCUAUUUUUCUACUCUCUGUCUCCAUGUGUGCAAAUUUUUUAUCAGCUAGUCAAUUUCUGUGUCUUCAUGUAACUAGUGUGUGCAUGGCAAACCACACUGUACUAAGGACUGAAAUGGGGCUGUAUGGAAUGAGUCAAUUUAUACAAAUAUGUUUGCAGAUAUCAAAAGUGUAUGACAGCCUCAACCCUAAAUUAUUCUGUACCUCCAAAUAAAAGUUUCUUUUGCAAGAAUGGGAGAACUGUAUUAUUCUAUCACUUCUUAAAAUAUUCAUAAAGCAAGGGCCAUC
Molecule: messenger RNA, 10872 nt
Organism: Pan troglodytes (chimpanzee)
Lineage: Eukaryota; Metazoa; Chordata; Mammalia; Primates; Hominidae
Gene: POU4F1
Product: POU class 4 homeobox 1
Exons: 6
Coding region: 284-1549 (421 amino acids)
Biological process (GO): regulation of transcription by RNA polymerase II
Molecular function (GO): RNA polymerase II cis-regulatory region sequence-specific DNA binding; DNA-binding transcription factor activity, RNA polymerase II-specific
Source: RefSeq, a predicted model, not a curated record